AGAACCACCUUCAAUACAGUCCUAAGAACUGUAAGCAAAUGGCAUGGACAGGUGUUGCAGUCCUCUCUUACUGUCAGAAAACAUGAUGUAAAAGAAAAUUCCAUGUACCUGGAGGUUUUCUCAUCAUUCAGUACUGCAAAAGAUACCAAGACCAUGUUUCAGUCAGGACAUCGUAGAGGGCGGAGCCUCUGUGAAGAAUUGACACUUGAGGAAACAGAAAAGGGGGUAUUAGUUGUCUCAGGAAUCAAUGACUGCUCAGCCAACCAGAGGCUACAAAAAGGGGAUGAAAUUGUGGGUGCCACAAUCCACUUUGACGAACUUUCAAAAGCUGAUGUGCUAAAAUUGUUGAAGCUCAUUGAACCUUUUGAUCAGAAGGUUGAAUUAUUAUCAAAGAAAACUAAAAGGCCCAGUAAGAGCUUGGGGACCUUGGACAGAUGUGUCAAAGCCCCAGAGGAGAUGCUGAAGGAUUCAUACAAUAGACUCUACCAUGACAAGAUUAAGAAGUUUAUAAAGGAUAACACGUCUGUAGGUGCUGCGGAAGGCUCUAUUAACAGAGAGUUUAAGCCUAGACUCAAAGAUGACAUUGAAUCUUCCAUACAGGGCAUGGACACAAACACGACAAGAGUAGAUGCUCCUAACUUCAUACACUCUCCAGUCAUUUUGAAUGAUCCCAGAGAAGAGAAUUCAUUGCACGUUGAGAGACCAGAUAUGGAUAUCAAAACAUAUGUAAAUCCACCAAACAUUGACACUCCAUCAACUGAUUUGAAGAUGCCAGGCCUUGAGCAAACUCACAUUAGCAAUGGUCUAGAUGUUUCUUUGCCCAAAGCUGACCUCACAGUGCCUGUCUUAGACCUUACUGCGCAAAAAGACAAAGGUUGUAAUCCAGAGGAGAGUAAUAUCACUAUCCCUGCUUUAGAUAUGUAUUCUCCAAAACUUGAUACUGAAGGAACAGACAAGAAAUUUAAGAUUCCCAACUUCAAGAUGCAAGACUUUGGGCUCUCUGAACCCAACAUAAAAAGGCCAGGUUGUAAAAUUAUGACAUCAGAUUUAAGUCUCCCAAGUGUCAUGGCACAAGGGGAUGACCUCACAAAAUCUAAACUAGACUUCAAUGCACCAUAUGUUAGCAUGCAAAUCCCCAAAAGUAACCUAACAGUCCAGGCCUACAAGAAAAAUCCUGACUUAAACGUGGAUGAUCCCUCUGGUUAUUUAAAGGUAGCAAAAGUUAGACUAUCUGCCAGAGAGCCAAAAGGUAUAGACAAUGACACCGUUCUAAAAACUCCAGACAUUAUCAAAUCUCCUCUGAUUGAUAUUCAUGACCCAAGAUUGUUGAAUGCAGAUUUACCAUCGGUAGACGCAAUACUUCUCCAGACUCCAGAUAUUACUUCAGGAAUAUUUGGAAUACAAUCGAAUAAGAAACCACAAAUAGACCUUAUAUCUCCAGAUGUACUACAUGAUGGCCCUUUUGAACUUGACUUAUCUGGCAAAUUGCAAAAAAAAUCUGAUCUGGACAUUGAUGUCAAUACCUUAACCCCUAAAGCUCCUCAGAUAAAAGGUGGGAUUUAUCUUUCAAAUACAAGUUUAACCAAAGUUGACACCAAAGUCUCUAAGUUGGAUAUGAAUACUCCAGAUGUUGACCUGAAUUACCCUUCUGGAAAUUGUACACAAAUGCCAAACAUUAAGGUGCCUAAAUGUGGCCUGUCAAACCCCCAAGGACUAGAACACAAUAAUGUUGGAAACCUAGCAGAACCUACCAUAACUUUUUUAUCUCCAAAAGUUGAAAAAGAAAUGUCAAGUCCAAACUUCGACAUAGCUACGAUGGACCUUACAUGUCCUAUCAUUGAUGAUAGCCCAUCUGGAAAAUUCAAGAUGCUGGACAGUUUUAAAAUGUCAGAUAUUAGCCUAUUUGGUACAAAGGUUACGGAUCCUGAUUCUGAGUUUAUUCCAGAUUUUGAUCUGUCAGCCCCCCAGCAAAAAGGAGAAAUUAAUCCCUUGGAUUUGAAUGCGUCUGAUUACCUUAAAGGGACCGAGAUAGACCUUACUGCUUCAGAUUUAAAUAUCAAUAUGCCUUCUGUCAGUUUCCCAACCUUUAAUAAACCUGACAGUAAAGCGAGUGAUUCUGGUAUCAAAGCUAAUACUCCAAGUAAAUUCAGAAUGCCUAAACUAUUUGGUACACUGUCCAAAAAAACACCAGAGUUAAGUCUCAAAGCUCCAACUAUGAAAAGUGGGAAUGAUGUACCAGACUUACCAAAAGCUAACCUCAAAAAACUUGAUUCAGGUACAAACACUUCAAACAUAGACACUGAUCCUCUCAAGGGUACAUUGAAUUUUCCCAAACUGAGAAUGCCCAAUUUUGAGCUCCCAGGGCAAAAAAGACCGAGAAAUGUUGACAUUACUGGACAUGAUGUUGGACCAAACUUGAUGAAAGGACCACAUAUUGACACUUAUAGAGGCAUAGGGAGUUCAGAUGCAGAUACUAAAAAACCCAGAGUCAACCUUAAAGGUCCCAAAAUGGGCCUGCAACUGCCAGAUGUUGAUUUGGGAAGCCCAUUAAGCAAACUCCAGAAGCCUGAUUUAAAAGUUGAUAUAGGUGUAAAAACACCCAAUUUAAGCCUCAAAGAACCUUAUCUGAACGGUGGUAUUGAUGUUUCUGACUUGGAUUUACCAAACGUAGAUGUGAAAGGACCUCAAUUAGAUCUUAAGACUCAAAAUGUGGACAUGGGUUCACCUCAGACAACAUUUAAUACACCAAAACUGAAAAUGCCCAAAUUUGGGAUCUCAGGUCUUAAAAGGCCAAAUGUGGACAUUGAUGGAGAUCUAAAUGCACCUGCCCUUAACUUUCCGGAUCUUCACCUCUCAGAUCCAAAGCUCAAAGGCAAAAUAAAUCCCCCAGAUCUGAAACUGGCAACAGCUAAUCUGAAAGGCCCCAAACUGGAUGUAAAUUCCCCAAAUAUGAACUUAAAAAUGCCCUCUGGUAAACUCAAUUUACCAACCUUGAAGAAGCCUAAAGCUGAGCUCACUGCUUUAGAUUUUGACGUUGAUCCCCACUCUGGAAAGCUAAAAAUGCCUUCAUUUGGUUUCUCAGGAAAACAGCCAAAAAGACCAGAUAUGGACAUAGAUACAGGUGUGAAAACACCCAAUUUAAGUCUCAAAGCCCCUCAUAUGAAAGGUGGUAUUGAUGUCUCUGACUUGGAUUUACCAAAUAUAGAUGUGAAAGCACCUCAAUUAGAUCUUAACACUCCAAAUGUAGACAUUGGUUCACCUCAGACGAAAUUCAAAAUACCCAAACUGAAAAUGCCAACAUUUGGGAAAUCAGGUCUUAAUGGGCCAUGUGUGGACAUAGAUGGAGAUCUAAAUGCACCAGCCUUUAACAUUCCUGAUCUUCACCUCUCAGAUCCAAAGCUCAAAUGCAGAAUAAACCCCCCAGAUCUGAAACUGGCAACAGCUAAUCUGAAAGGCCCCAAAUUGGAUGUCAAUGCCCCAAAUAUGAACUUAAUAAUGCCCUCUGGUAAACUCAAUUUACCAACCUUGAAGAAGCCUAAAGUGGAGCUCACUGCUUUAGAUUUUGACGUUGAUCCCCCCUCUGGAAAGCUAAAAAUGCCUUCAUUUGGUUUCUCAGGAAAACAGCCAAAAAGACCAGAUAUGGACAUAGAUACAGGUGUGAAAACACCCAAUUUAAGUCUCAAAGCCCCUCAUAUGAAAGGUGGUAUUGAUGUCUCUGACUUGGAUUUACCAAACAUAGAUGUCAAAGCACCUCAAUUAGAUUUUAACACUCCAAAUGUAGACAUUGGUUCACCUCAGACGAAAUUCAAAAUACCCAAACUGAAAAUGCCAAAAUUUGGGAUAUCAGGUCUUAAAGGGCCAAGUGUGGACAUAGAUGGAGAUCUAAAUGCACCUGCCUUUAACAUUCCUGAUCUUCACCUCUCAGAUCCAAAGCUCAAAGGCAGAAUAAACCCCCCAGAUCUGAAACUGGCAACAGCUAAUCUGAAAGGCCCCAAACUGGAUGUCAAUGCCCCAAAUAUUAACUUAAAAAUGCCCUCUGGUAAACUUAAUGUACCAACCUUGAAGAAGCCUAAAGCGGAGCUCAGUGCUUUAGAUUUUGAUGUUGAUCCCCCCUCUGGAAAGCUAAAAAUGCCUUCAUUUGGUUUCUCAGGAAAACAGCCAAAAAUACCAAAUAUGGACAUAGAUACAGGUCUGAAAACACCCAAUUUAAGUCUCAAAGCCCCUCAUAUGAAAGGUGGUAUUGAUGUCUCUGACUUGGAUUUACCAAACAUAGAUGUGAAAGCACCUCAAUUAGAUCUUAACACUCCAAAUGUAGACAUUGGUUCACCUCAGACAAAAUUCAAAAUACCCAAACUGAAAAUGCCCAAAUUUGGGAUCUCAGGUCUUAAAGGGCCAUGUGUGGACAUAGAUGGAGAUCUAAAUGCACCUGCCUUUAACAUUCCUGACCUUCACCUCUCAGAUCCAAAGCUCAAAGGCAGAAUAAACCCCCCAGAUCUGAAACUGGCAACAGCUAAUCUGAAAGGCCCCAAACUGGAUGUCAAUGCCCCAAAUAUGAACUUAAAAAUGCCCUCUGGUAAACUUAAUGUACCAACCUUGAAGAAGCCUAAAGCGGAGCUCAGUGCUUUAGAUUUUGAUGUUGAUCCCCCCUCUGGAAAGCUAAAAAUGCCUUCAUUUGGUUUCUCAGGAAAACAGCCAAAAAGACCAGAUAUGGACAUAGAUACAGGUGUGAAAACACCCAAUUUAAGUCUCAAAGCCCCUCAUAUGAAAGGUGGUAUUGAUGUCUCUGACUUGGAUUUACCAAACAUAGAUGUCAAAGCACCUCAAUUAGAUUUUAACACUCCAAAUGUAGACAUUGGUUCACCUCAGACGAAAUUCAAAAUACCCAAACUGAAAAUGCCAAAAUUUGGGAUAUCAGGUCUUAAAGGGCCAAGUGUGGACAUAGAUGGAGAUCUAAAUGCACCUGCCUUUAACAUUCCUGAUCUUCACCUCUCAGAUCCCAAGCUCAAAGGCAGAAUAAACCCCCCAGAUCUGAAACUGGCAACAGCUAAUCUGAAAGGCCCCAAACUGGAUGUCAAUGCCCCAAAUAUGAACUUAAAAAUGCCCUCUGGUAAACUUAAUGUACCAACCUUGAAGAAGCCUAAAGCGGAGCUCAGUGCUUUAGAUUUUGAUGUUGAUCCCCCCUCUGGAAAGCUAAAAAUGCCUUCAUUUGGUUUCUCAGGAAAACAGCCAAAAAUACCAAAUAUGGACAUAGAUACAGGUCUGAAAACACCCAAUUUAAGUCUCAAAGCCCCUCAUAUGAAAGGUGGUAUUGAUGUCUCUGACUUGGAUUUACCAAACAUAGAUGUGAAAGCACCUCAAUUAGAUCUUAACACUCCAAAUGUAGACAUUGGUUCACCUCAGACAAAAUUCAAAAUACCCAAACUGAAAAUGCCCAAAUUUGGGAUCUCAGGUCUUAAAGGGCCAUGUGUGGACAUAGAUGGAGAUCUAAAUGCACCUGCCUUUAACAUUCCUGACCUUCACCUCUCAGAUCCAAAGCUCAAAGGCAGAAUAAACCCCCCAGAUCUGAAACUGGCAACAGCUAAUCUGAAAGGCCCCAAACUGGAUGUCAAUGCCCCAAAUAUGAACUUAAAAAUGCCCUCUGGUAAACUUAAUGUACCAACCUUGAAGAAGCCUAAAGCGGAGCUCAGUGCUUUAGAUUUUGAUGUUGAUCCCCCCUCUGGAAAGCUAAAAAUGCCUUCAUUUGGUUUCUCAGGAAAACAGCCAAAAAUACCAAAUAUGGACAUAGAUACAGGUCUGAAAACACCCAAUUUAAGUCUCAAAGCCCCUCAUAUGAAAGGUGGUAUUGAUGUCUCUGACUUGGAUUUACCAAACAUAGAUGUGAAAGCACCUCAAUUAGAUCUUAACACUCCAAAUGUAGACAUUGGUUCACCUCAGACAAAAUUCAAAAUACCCAAACUGAAAAUGCCCAAAUUUGGGAUCUCAGGUCUUAAAGGGCCAUGUGUGGACAUAGAUGGAGAUCUAAAUGCACCUGCCUUUAACAUUCCUGACCUUCACCUCUCAGAUCCAAAGCUCAAAGGCAGAAUAAACCCCCCAGAUCUGAAACUGGCAACAGCUAAUCUGAAAGGCCCCAAACUGGAUGUCAAUGCCCCAAAUAUGAACUUAAAAAUGCCCUCUGGUAAACUUAAUGUACCAACCUUGAAGAAGCCUAAAGCGGAGCUCAGUGCUUUAGAUUUUGAUGUUGAUCCCCCCUCUGGAAAGCUAAAAAUGCCUUCAUUUGGUUUCUCAGGAAAACAGCCAAAAAUACCAAAUAUGGACAUAGAUACAGGUCUGAAAACACCCAAUUUAAGUCUCAAAGCCCCUCAUAUGAAAGGUGGUAUUGAUGUCUCUGACUUGGAUUUACCAAACAUAGAUGUGAAAGCACCUCAAUUAGAUCUUAACACUCCAAAUGUAGACAUUGGUUCACCUCAGACAAAAUUCAAAAUACCCAAACUGAAAAUGCCCAAAUUUGGGAUCUCAGGUCUUAAAGGGCCAUGUGUGGACAUAGAUGGAGAUCUAAAUGCACCUGCCUUUAACAUUCCUGACCUUCACCUCUCAGAUCCAAAGCUCAAAGGCAGAAUAAACCCCCCAGAUCUGAAACUGGCAACAGCUAAUCUGAAAGGCCCCAAACUGGAUGUCAAUGCCCCAAAUAUGAACUUAAAAAUGCCCUCUGGUAAACUUAAUGUACCAACCUUGAAGAAGCCUAAAGCGGAGCUCAGUGCUUUAGAUUUUGAUGUUGAUCCCCCCUCUGGAAAGCUAAAAAUGCCUUCAUUUGGUUUCUCAGGAAAACAGCCAAAAAUACCAAAUAUGGACAUAGAUACAGGUCUGAAAACACCCAAUUUAAGUCUCAAAGCCCCUCAUAUGAAAGGUGGUAUUGAUGUCUCUGACUUGGAUUUACCAAACAUAGAUGUGAAAGCACCUCAAUUAGAUCUUAACACUCCAAAUGUAGACAUUGGUUCACCUCAGACAAAAUUCAAAAUACUCAAACUGAAAAUGCCCAAAUUUGGGAUCUCAGGUCUUAAAGGGCCAUGUGUGGACAUAAAUGGAGAUCUAAAUGCACCUGCCUUUAACAUUCCUGACCUUCACCUCUCAGAUCCAAAGCUCAAAGGCAGAAUAAACCCCCCAGAUCUGAAACUGGCAACAGCUAAUCUGAAAGGCCCCAAACUGGAUGUCAACACCCCAAAUAUGAACUUUGGAGGUCUGGACCUCACAAGGGCUGGAUCAGAUGUUGACUUUGGCACAGUAAUGACCAGACGUUCACCAGACAUGAAUAUUUCUCUACUGAAAGUUAAACUAGAUAUUAAAGACGUUAAAGACAACUUAGCUAGAACAAAACUGAGUCCCCCAAGUACCUCUUUUGUGGACAACGGCGCAGAUCUAAGACUUGCAAAUCUCAACGCUGCUUCAAACCCUAAAAUGUAUACUCCAAAGAGUUAUGAAAAUGAGCUAGUGAAUUUGGGCGACAAUGUUGACUCUCAGAGCCAUGAAUCUCACAAGGAAGCGCCAGUUAAUGAAAUUGAUCAGACUAAAAGGAGAAGAUCAAAAAUGCGAAUUCCCCAAAAAUCUGAAUAUGAAAAAUCAAUGUUAAAUUUAACAAAUGAGGACAAGAGUCCUGCAGAUUUUGAAGGAUAUUACGUCACAGUUUUCCCUAAGCAAAUAAAAGUAAAUGUUAGAGGACAGACUGGUGUAGCAGGUAGUAAAGCAUCAAACCAAAGAUCACACACACACGGAGGGCUUGAUUUUAGUGCGUCAAGUCUAGACCUUGAAGUUCCUGAACAGAAUGACUUGAAAGGAUCAACAUUCUGGUUUUCAAAGCUUAUUUAAGGUAAGCAUUCAAUUUGAGGUUAAAUGCGGUAAAAAGACGUUUACAUGUAAAAUAACAAAAAUGUCUAGGCAGAACCUGCUUUUCUUUGUUGUUUUUUUAUGUUUGUUGUGAAUAUGUAGACUAUUUGAACUUGUGGUGGUUGUUGGUGCAAAGCACAUGAAAGUUACAUGGAAGUCCUUGGAAAAAAGCAAAAUUAUAUCAGUUAGAUUUACAUACUUGUUUUAUUUUAGGAUUUAAAAACAUUAAUUGAUUAUGCAUAAACUGCCAUUCUGAGAGAAGACUGUGACAGUAAUACUAACAUUGGCAUACUUGCACUUUCCUGUGAAAUUAAUUUGUAAUAAAAAUAUGACUAUGAACUUGA
Messenger RNA from Hypomesus transpacificus, 8222 nucleotides. Its product is annotated as neuroblast differentiation-associated protein AHNAK. The transcript has 5 exons. Gene Ontology annotation, biological process: regulation of RNA splicing. Gene Ontology annotation, cellular component: cytoplasm; nucleus; costamere. The record is from RefSeq and is a predicted model, not a curated record. NCBI's taxonomy places the organism in Eukaryota, Metazoa, Chordata, Actinopteri, Osmeriformes, Osmeridae. The coding region runs from base 103 to 7860 and encodes 2585 amino acids.